Knipowitschia caucasica is the source of this 975-nucleotide messenger RNA. The record is from the annotation of a GenBank genome assembly. NCBI's taxonomy places the organism in Eukaryota, Metazoa, Chordata, Actinopteri, Gobiiformes, Gobiidae.
AUGCAGCAACAGCGCGAGAAUAACACGUUUGUGUUUGGGCCAGAAGUGGGCUCCUCCGGCCGCACGAGUGGAGGCGACACAGUUCCAGUCCGAGGCCCGUCCCCUGUGGAGCGCCGGCGGAGAGAACCAGGACACCCACGCGCUCACAGAGAGUUCACAGAUCAGAGAAACACUGGGGGUGCGGAUCUCGGGGAUGAUGUGUGGACCCUUGCCCCAGCCGGGAAUGACGUUUCAGCGGAGCUAGAGCCGUGUCGUGCGCUCCACCUCUGGAACUGUUGGUUUUCCGUCAUGAGGACUUUGGUGCGCUCUCUGCUGCUCUGGGCGGCCGCGCUGUGGCUGUGUGCGGCCGCACUGCUGUUGGACGGGCGCAGUGUGGAGGCUGAAGGGGGAGACAUGGGAGAGGGGGCGGGGCUUCGGAGGGUGAAGAGAGGCUGGAUGUGGAACCAGUUCUUUCUGCAGGAGGAAUACACGGGCAGCGACUAUCAGUACAUCGGCAAGCUGCAGUCGGACCAGGACAGGGGGGACAGUGCAGUGAAGUACAUCCUGUCCGGGGAGGGCGCGGGCUCCAUCUUUGUCCUGGACGAGGAGAACGGAGACCUCCACGCCACGCGGCGCCUGGACCGCGAGGAGAAGAGCUUCUACGUGCUGCGCGCCACCGUGGUCAACAAGCGCACGGGCCUCAAGCUGGAGCCCGAGACCGAGUUCGUGAUCAAGCUCCACGACAUCAACGACAACGAGCCCACCUUCAGCCAGGAGGUGUACACAGGGAGCGUCCCGGAGCGCGCUGAUAUCGGGACGUCGGUGAUCCAGGUCACAGCAACAGACGCAGACGACAGCAUGUACGGGAACAGCGCCAAACUGGUCUACAGCAUCAGCCAGGGACACCCCUACUUCUCUGUGGACCCCAACACUGGAGAGCAGCCCCGACUCCAGGUCAGGGGGCCGCUGCCAGCCGGGGGCCCUCAUCACCUCUGA